Messenger RNA from Diabrotica virgifera virgifera (western corn rootworm), 1919 nucleotides. RefSeq lists its product as uncharacterized. The transcript is spliced from 2 exons. The record is from RefSeq and is a predicted model, not a curated record. The coding region runs from base 57 to 734 and encodes 225 amino acids. Lineage: Eukaryota; Metazoa; Arthropoda; Insecta; Coleoptera; Chrysomelidae.
UUAACCUGUCACAACAAGGCAAAACAGUUUUUGUUUUCUGCACUUAUAAUAGAAAUAUGGACAUCCCUCCUGUUACGUUUAAUGAAAAAAAAACGAGCUACAUAGUUCCUGUUAGAGCAGAUGUAUCAGAUACAGAGAGUAGAUCCGAUGAUGAGGACAUCGAAAGUAAGCAUUUGGAUGAGUGUUUAGUUGCAGAUUCGGGAGAUGAAUAUGAUGAAAUACAUAUAGGUAGAAAUAAAUCUAUGGAGUUGGUAAUAGGAGAAUCUGAUAUUGAACCGGAAGAAAUAGCUUUGGAAAAGCCACAACCCAAGAAGAUGAAAAAAGAAAAGAAACCAGUAGUAACAUAUACUUGGUCAGAAGAAGACAUACCUACAAAUGAUGUUGAAGAUUUACCUCCAUCUGAAAUAACUGAAAUUUUAUCACCAAUGGAAUAUUUCACACAGUUUUUCUCUUUGGACAUAAUGGCUGAUAUUGUGCACCAAACAAAUAUUUAUUCGACUGAAAAAACAGGUUCCUCUCUACAACUAACUAACGCAGAACUUACAGAACAUAUUUCCAUAACUCUUACUAUGAGCAUUAUAAAGUUGCCUGCUAUAAGUGAUUAUGGGGCCAGAAAUACUCAAAUUGACCAAGUAGCAGACAUGAUGCCUUUACGACGUUUUACUAAAACUAGAAACAUUUUGCUGAUAAUUCUCAAUUAUCCCCAAAUACUAAAGACCGAUUUUUCAAAAUAAGGCCCCUAAUAGAAAGAAUUAGAACAAAUUGUCAGAAGUUCCACAUUGGCAAUCAAUAUUCUGUAGAUGAGACUAUGAUUCCUUACAAAGGUACCUUUGCAGGGAAUCUUAGACAAUAUAUAAAAAAUAAACCUCACAACUGGGAUUUAAAUUGUUUGUAAAAACAACUGUUUCUGGAAUCAUCACAGACUUUAUAGCUUAUCAGGGUGCGUUUACGUUUGACCAAUUAGCAGGUACCCCUAACCAAUUGACAGUUGUAGAAAAGGAGUUAGGUGUUGGUCCCGGUAUUGUUGUUGCACUGUGUAAAACCAUUCCAAAUCCAGAACAUACGGUAGUAUUUUUGACAACUAUUUUAGCAGCCUACCAUUGCUCCCAUAUUUUAAAAACUAACUUUGGAAUUCACAGUUUAGGAACAUCUAGAGCAGAUAGAAUUGCCGGUUGUCCAUUAGAAGCUGACAAAAUUAUGCAAAAGCGACCUAGAGGCUCCUAUGUCUAUAAAUCUGACUACAACAAGAGGAUAAUUCUGGUAAAAUGGCAUGAUAACAAAUGUGUGUUAUUAGGUAGUACUCAUUGUGGAAUCGAGCCUGUAACUCAUAUAAAGCGAUAUGAUAAACAUUUCAAACAAAAAACUGAUGUUCCUUGCCCUGCCAUAAUAAAACAGUAUAACCGAUACACGGGAGGUGUGGAUAAAGCCAAUUCUCUUUUAGGAUUAUACCGCAGUCCUAGUAGGGCUAGACGAAUGCUAUUUUUACAUAUCUAUUAGAUAUGUGUGUUGUCAACGCCUAGCUAGUAUAUAAACAUCAUUGUGCUGAGCUAAAAGUAAAACCAAUGCCUUUAAAAAUUUUUAAAAUAGACAUAGCUGAAUCUUUUCACCAAACAGGUAAAAUAAAAAAGAAGGGGCGGCCUUCACUGAACGAGACAGUCGAAAAAAUUGUAACUCCUACGAAAAGUCGACCACAUGGCAUCACUAGGAAAGACAACGUAGGAGACUGGCCCAUUUAUGGGCCAAAAAGAAGAUGCCGCUUUUGCAAGAAUGGCUACACGACAAUUAUGUGUCAAAAAUGUGACAUGUGAUUAUGUUUUACACCGGGCAAGAAUUGUUUCUUUAAUUUCCAAACCUCUCCAUAAAUUUUUAUCUUUGUUUUUUCUUGUAACUGUGUAAGUAAUAAAGUUCAUGUUUGCUUA